GAAAUCUUAUACGAAGACUAGGCGUUCUCGAUUAAGGCUACUCCAUCUACUUAUCAUCAUUGGGUACCGCUGACGAGUGGUUCGAUUUAUAGUUUGUGAUCAACCGGCCCCAUUUGACGACAUCAUAUGCAGAUCUUCACAUAAAGUCAUCCCUCACUUCAUAUUCUUUAAUCUCCAUAUUUGUUGUCUUCAUCGACCCCAAUCUUUUCUUUUCAUCUGCUCUAUCAUUGUUUCUAUCUUACCCCUUCAUACACCCAAACGGAAACAUAAACCUUCACAUAUUUCAUCAUGAGAGGCGGCGGCGUUGCACUCAAAGCCCUUCAAUGGUUUCUUCGUGGUGUGGAAUUCUGCUGCUCGGUUAUCAUUCUUGGAAUCUUUGCCUAUUUCCUAGCCAAACUCUCUACGAAUAAUCUUCCAAUCGCCACUUACAUCAAAGCCGUCGAAGGCAUUUCUGGUUCAGGUGCACUAUAUACAGUUCUCGGACUCAGUCUCCUCUGCUGUGUCGCCGGUUUGAUGUUCUUUUCCAUCAUCGCCAUCAUUCUCGAUUUCUGCUUCACUGGGGCAUUUAUCUAUGUAGCUUAUGCUACUAGAGAUGGCAGAUCAUGUUCCGGAUAUGUGAAUACACCUUUGGGCAAUGGAAUUUCUGCCACGAAUCAAAGACUUUCUGGAGUUGGGGCCUUGAGAGAUACAUCUCUGCCUAGUUUGUCCAACAGCUGUAGAUUGAAUACAGCUUGUUUUGCUGUUUCAAUUGUCGCUGCUGUUUUCUUCUUCAUUUCAAUCUUUGUCGAAUUGGCUCUCAUCAAGCACCACAAAAAAGAAAAGGCAUUCGGUCCAUCUCCCAACAAUGGCUAUACAGCCGGCAGAACCCGUGGUAGAUUCUGGCCAAGACGUCAACGAGCCCACGAUGGCGAAUACAUGGCUGGAGGAAUCGGCUCGGAAAAGCCAGAUGCAUUGCCCGUCCAUUCUAGUCCUAAUGAUGUGAGGACCUCAAAUGCUACGGAUGCAACCAUGGUAGCACGAACUCACGAAGGUUAUGGUUCACAAACGGGAUAUGGACAUUCUCCUGUAUCCCCAGUCGUUGGUACUCAUGGUCAUCAGGUUAACGGUGUGGACUAUGGUUCAAGCCCGGCGACGUAUGCACCACCCAAUGCAACAGAGAUGCCAACUGAGGGGUACAGAGGAACUCAUCAAUACCAAAACUCCAAUGGUACCUUCUAGUUAUUGUAUGAGCGGUAACCUAGAUACAAGAGAUGGAGCUGGGAUGAAAGGAAUCAGGCAAAGACCUGCACAACACAUUGCAAUUUGGCUGAUUACAUUUCUCCAAAGUUGACAGUACUGUAUAUAUGUUUGUAACGAUACCAUGAUAUAUUUUAAUGCGUAAUAAUUAAGUUUCUUAUCA
Botrytis cinerea B05.10 is the source of this 1399-nucleotide messenger RNA. RefSeq lists its product as hypothetical. The transcript has 2 exons. The coding region runs from base 289 to 1218 and encodes 309 amino acids. Lineage: Eukaryota; Fungi; Ascomycota; Leotiomycetes; Helotiales; Sclerotiniaceae. The record is from RefSeq and is a predicted model, not a curated record.